AUGUUCAGAUCCGCCCCAACCGCGACCGUCGCAGCAGCAGGAGGGCCACUGAGCCGCCGCGCUGCGUACUAUAACCCAUGCGCAACAGUCCUUCACACACAGGUUCAUUUCACGCGAUUCCUCCGAACCCGAAGCGCGCUAAAUUCUCCUAGAAACUUGCCCUCCUUUCACCGCCUAGCCGUUUUCGCCGCUAGCGGUACAAGCCAAGCCUCGGGCGGAUCUGAGCCGUCAGUAUCGGCUCAGAUCCGUGGGAUCGGGGAAGUGGAGUUCGGCGGGAAGCUUGGCGGAAAGUUCCUACAGGAUGACGUGGGGCCGAACCAGGUGGUUCUCGAGGCGCAGGCGCGCGUGUGCACUGGACCCACGCAGACCCGGCCGCUGGGAGAAGAGGAGAUGCGGCGCGUGUUGGAGCAGAUCUUGCUUUCAGCCAAAGAGGAACUGCCUCCCUCUGAGCGAGUGUCACGGGCGCAGAUGGGUGCCUUUUUCGCGGGCAUGACAGUGCGAGCCAACUGCUUCCCACCUCCCACGCAGUGGAGCGAGGGGGAGAGGAGGGCGCUGGUUGACAUGUGGCCCGCCCUCAAAUACCACCUCCCCCGGGACGUGCUCUUCCUUGCCGACCCUCAGGGUUCCAUUUUCAACGAUGCUCUCCCUGUGGGCCCCACGUUCAACGGGCAUGGGUCGGAGCAGGAGGCGCAGGUGGUCGGAGAUCUCAGGGAUAUUCUGUUCGGCGUGCACCUUGGCUUUCAGGAAACCAUGUCGCUGCUGCAGAACCUGCUGCCCAUGAGGGGCGGAAGUGCGGAGGAGGGAGUGGGGGGGGUGAGCGAUGCUCUGGUGGCGGCAUAUUUGAUCGCCGUGCGCAUGAACCGAGAGACUGACCGCGAGCUCAAGGCAUUCUGCCUGGCGUUCGAUCAGGAGAUGGGUCCAGCCCCCAUUGCAAGAGUGCCUUCACUCAGCCACUACGGAGAUCCCUAUGACGGCAGCACACGCUACUUCCGCCCGACGCUCUUCGUGGCAGCAGUCAGGGCGAGCUGUGGAGAGGCGUGUCUGCUGCAUGGGGUGGACGAGUUUCCCCCCAAGCUUGGAACCACGGAGGAGGCAAUGCUGAACUUGCUAGGAGCCAACACCGGCCUCUCCCCGUCUCAAGCUGCUACCAUCUUGCAGGACCCUCAAAUCCACAUGGCAUAUCUCAGCCUCAAGGACUGCUCUCCCUCAUGCUACUCGUUGGUGGAUAUGCGUAGGCACAUCAAGAAACGUCCAACGUUUGCCACCACAGAGAAAGUGCAGCGUUACAUACAUGCAUCAGGGCGAGAGGCCAUGGUAGCCGGAUUUUACCAUGAGGGUUACGAGGAACCUCUGUUGAUGCUCAUGCGCAGGCAGCCUGUGGAAGCAGGGCUCGUGGUGAAGGGCGAGGAGGGCUCUCUAGCUCUCAUGACCCGCCGCCCCGCCCCGGAUGCUGCCAAAAAAGGCCGCCCGGUGAACUACUGCGCGGGGUUCCGGCCGGGGAACAGUAGGAGUGGAUGGGCGGGGAGAGGAGAGGGGAGUGGAGAAGGGAAAGGUGCCGGGAGUGGGCCGGAGGGAGGGGAGGAGAGUGAGAGUGGAGGCGAAGAGGACGGGUUUUACCGUGAGACGUUUUCGAUGGAGGCAGAUGCAGUGGCAGCUGGGAUGGAAGAGACUCUCACACCAAGGAUUGACCGAUCGGCACAGAAGAAUCUCGAUUUGGGACUGGAAGCACUGAGAGGAGUGAAAGGGCCGGCAUAUGACAGGAUAGUGUUCAAUGCAGCGGUGCAGGAUCACCUGCUGGGGUGGGGGGCGAGGGCGAUUGGGCUGGAAGCAGCGGUGGAGAGGGCGAGAGAGGCAGUGGACAGUGGGCGGGCGAUGAGGCACCUCAUGGGGUAUGUGGAGCGCAGCCAGCAGAUGCGGUGA
Molecule: messenger RNA, 1920 nt
Organism: Closterium sp. NIES-65
Lineage: Eukaryota; Viridiplantae; Streptophyta; Zygnematophyceae; Desmidiales; Closteriaceae
Source: the annotation of a GenBank genome assembly